AUGUACGAUAGCCAUCGGCUUACUAGAAAGCGACGCAGGUUGGGAUUCCGAAUCCCCGAACUGGCCCCCACUUGCCAAAUAAUUCAUUUCACUAUUGAGCGCGACGCAUCCAUUGUUUUUCGAGCACAGGGUUACCGCUUGCGCCUGUCCAGCCAGGGACUCGAUGCAAUAGAAAAUGCCCUCGGUCCUGAGGACUUUCAGAAAUUCUACGACAAGUGCGGCAAGACUGGCGGCGCGGGAUUUGCUGCCAUCGACCCAUUGACGGGCGAGACACUGACGGGGAGGACAGCCACCUAUGGCAAGAUUGUGGGCAUCUCGCGAGGCGACAUGCGUACGCUCUUUAUAGAGGGUCUGGAACACAACAUACGAUGGAGCCAUCACAUUGUAGGUUAUGAGACGACGGACGACGGGGUGCGCCUUGUUUUUGCAGACGGAAGCAAGAGUGAAGAGGGUUCCAUGUUGGUAGGUGGUGAGGGCGUCAAGAGUGCAGUCGCAGGCCAACUGUCGAAUGGCGCCAUCAAGGUCUACGACCUGGGCUCGCGACGAAUACAUGGUCAGGCGCCUACGGCCGCUUUCAAAGGCCUGGGCGAGGGCGUCUUCGUCAUCAGUGAUACUGAUUCACAGCCAAAUGGUGGAAAGGUCUUCCUAAUCACCAAUGUGCGUGCUGGCGAUAUGGACAAUCCAGACGUCGAGUUUGGCUGGACCAUGGGCGGCUCACCAGGCGUUAUUGAUGCACCCAACGACAACUACACCAUCACUGGCCCACCAGCGGCAAAAAUCGCGAAGUCGCUUAUCUCGCACUGUCACGCGCGUGUAAAGUCACUCAUUGACAAUAUGAACGAGGCCGAGGCUGCCUUUUGGAAAAUCACUUGUUCUUCGCCAGACGGCGUGCCUACAUGGCCCAAUGAGCCUCUAAUGACUGUCAUCGGCGACGCUGUGCAUGCGAUGACGCCAGCAGGUGGUAACGGUGCGAAUACGGCGAUGCGCGACUCGGCUUUGCUGGGUCGGUUAAUGGCAGAGGCGUGGGAGCGCGGCGACGGCGAUAGUUGGACGGGCGUGACAGUAGCCUACGAGAAGGAGAUGGGUGUCUAUGCUACUGAGGCUGUCCAGGCCAGCUAUGGCUCGGCCAUAACACAAUUUGGCGUAAAUCUUGACCUGGAACAUACGCCUACCAUUAAUAAGUACGUGGCCCCCAACUGA
Bipolaris maydis ATCC 48331 is the source of this 1200-nucleotide messenger RNA. RefSeq lists its product as uncharacterized. The record is from RefSeq and is a predicted model, not a curated record. Lineage: Eukaryota; Fungi; Ascomycota; Dothideomycetes; Pleosporales; Pleosporaceae. Gene Ontology annotation, molecular function: FAD binding.